AUGUAUGCUAGCGCUCAUAGCGAGUUCGCCGUAAGUGCGCGCACAAACGUAAAGCACCGCUCCGCCGCCCCGAAUGCUACCUUGCGGGCUUUCUCUAGUCGUCCGUCGACGCAACUUUCCUCUCGUUCGCUCACGAAAGGUGCAGUUGGAUUGAAAUGUCGUCAACCGAGCGUGCGAAUCACUGGACGUCGGUCCUUGGUCGUACGCGCGGAAAAAGUCGUCGGUAUCGAUCUCGGUACCACAAACUCUGCGGUUGCCGCGAUGGAGGGUGGUUCCCCCACGAUUGUUACGAACGCAGAAGGAGGUCGCACCACGCCGUCGGUUGUUGCCUACACGAAGAGUGGAGAUCGCUUGGUGGGUCAAAUAGCCAAAAGACAAGCUGUGGUGAACCCUCAGAACACUUUCGCUUCCGUCAAACGUUUCAUCGGUAGAAAAAUGGAUGAAGUCAAGAGCGAGUCGAAAGAGAUCCCAUACUCAGUUGUGAACGCGAGUGGAAACGUAAAAAUUGACUGUCCAGCACUUGGCAAACAGUUUGCAGCAGAGGAGAUCUCGGCACAAGUGCUUCGAAAGCUAUGCGAUGAUGCUGCAACGUUCCUGGGAGAUACUGUCACUAAGGCCGUUGUAACCGUCCCUGCAUACUUCAAUGACAGUCAACGACAAGCUACCAAAGAUGCCGGCCAAAUUGCGGGGAUCGAAGUUCUGAGAAUCAUCAAUGAGCCUACGGCGGCCUCACUGGCUUAUGGGUUUGAUAGGAAAUCGAACGAGACAAUCCUAAUCUUCGAUUUGGGAGGUGGCACGUUCGAUGUCUCUAUUCUUGAAGUUGGAGAUGGUGUCUUCGAGGUCUUAUCUACCUCAGGAGACACUCACCUCGGUGGAGACGACUUCGAUAAACGUGUCGUCGAAUGGUUAGCAGAUGAUUUCAAAAAGGCUGAGGGGAUCGAUCUGAAGAACGAUAAGCAGGCAUUACAACGCCUUACUGAAGCUUCCGAAAAGGCGAAGAUGGAGCUCUCGAGCACAUCUUCAACGUCUAUUUCACUUCCUUUCAUCACUGCAACGGCUGAUGGACCAAAGCAUAUUGACACAUCUCUGACUCGGACGAAAUUCGAGCAGCUUUGCGACGAUUUGAUCAAUCGCUGUAAAGUUCCAGUGGAACAAGCGCUGAAAGAUGCAAAAUUGAGUCUGUCCGACGUCGACGAAGUGAUUCUCGUGGGCGGCUCUACUCGUAUUCCCGCUGUGCGCGAGUUAGUGAAAAAGCUCACAUCAAAGGACCCAAAUAUGAGCGUCAAUCCUGACGAGGUUGUCGCACUCGGCGCUGCGGUCCAAGCUGGCGUGCUCGCCGGUGAAGUCUCCGAUAUAGUACUACUUGAUGUCACACCGCUGUCUCUUGGGCUUGAAACUCUGGGGGGCGUGAUGACAAAGCUCAUUCCCCGAAAUACGACUUUGCCAACAUCGAAAUCUGAAGUGUUUUCCACUGCCGCCGACGGUCAAACUAGCGUGGAAAUUAACGUCCUACAAGGGGAGCGUGAGUUUGUCAAAGACAACAAAAGCCUUGGAACUUUCAGGCUAGAUGGUAUUCCUUCUGCUCCACUUAACGCUCGAACUUGCUCCUCGACGGUAGCGCACUUGGACGUCGGCUCGGCGUUUGAACCAACGAGCGCUUCGCACAUGUUGGUCCAGUAG
Messenger RNA from Ostreococcus tauri, 1680 nucleotides. Its product is annotated as Heat shock protein 70 family. NCBI's taxonomy places the organism in Eukaryota, Viridiplantae, Chlorophyta, Mamiellophyceae, Mamiellales, Bathycoccaceae. Gene Ontology annotation, molecular function: heat shock protein binding; misfolded protein binding; ATP binding. Gene Ontology annotation, biological process: cellular response to unfolded protein; protein refolding. The transcript is spliced from 2 exons. Bases 1 to 1680 code for a protein of 559 amino acids. Gene Ontology annotation, cellular component: chloroplast; cytoplasm. The record is from RefSeq and is a predicted model, not a curated record.